UUCAACACGUUCUUCAGUUUAACUUCGACUCUCGCUCGAGUCGCGCGGCGGUCGGCAGCCAUUUUUUUUCUACCGAAUUUCGCGCUCAAAAUCUUUUGGCCCUUUUACAGUCCAUUUCAAAUUGAAAAUUAUCUUUCUGUGUUCAAAAUGUUCUUGUUGAGCAGAAUGUUUCGAGGAAUAAGAUAGCACAAUGAAGAUGCAAAACCAUUGCAGUGAUAAUUAAUCAAGAAUUAGUUUAUUUAUAAGUGAAAGAACAUUAGUGAAGUUUAUUGAAAAUGGAGACGACACAAUUUAGCAAUAAAAGGGACUCGGAAGCAAACGGCGAUGCUGUGGAGAUGAGUCAAGUCCAUAAAGGCAACGAGAAAAAUAAUAAUGGACAAAUAGUACACGAUACCCUCGACUACGAGCCCUCAGGGUGGUUGGAGACCACGAUCACCAAGGUCGGGAGCACCACAGGAGGCUUCUUCCAAAGGAACGGGGACGCCAUGAAGACCAUAUUCUGGUUCAUCUUCAAUGGGCUGGUCAUUGGGUAUUUCGCUGGAUGCUGGUAUUACUGGGCCAAUAUUUCAAAAGAACCACUAGUACUGUGCAGCGGUUUCGGCAGCCUGAUCGCGUUUCUGGGCAUCAUUUACUUCUUCGUCAUCUACUUCAUGGUGGUGAAGAGGUUCCUCGGCAAAUGGUUCGAGAGGGUCGUGUGGACGAAGGUCAGCGAGUUCAUAGGAUACCUUUGGAAGAUUACCCUGUUCCGAUGGGGUUUCGUCAUAGCUGUGUUGGCAGCCAUUGCGGUGUUCAUAUACUUUGACACGAAAGAUGCGCCGGACCGGUUGAUCUCUCUUCUAGGACUGGGCAUUCUGCUGUUGUUAGGCUUCGUGUUCUCCGCGAACCCAGGCCGCAUCAACUGGCGGAGCGUGCUCAUGGGACUCCUCCUGCAGUUCCUCUUCGGGGUCAUAUUCAUUAGAGUCGACCAAGGACGGGCUGUUCUUCAGUGCUUCUCUGAUAAGGUGGCAACAUUUUUGGCGUACGGCAUAGAGGGAGCUGCGUUCGCAUUUGGAGACCUGCUGGUCAGGACUGAAGCCGUCUUCGCAUUCAGUUCCCUGCCCGUGAUAUUCUUCUUCAGCAUGCUGGUGGAGGUGCUGUUCUUCUGGGGCGCUCUGCAGUGGUUCGUUCUGAAGCUGGGCGAGGUUCUGCGAUCUGCCACCUCCACGACUGUGUGUGAGAGCGUCAUCGCGGUGGGAAACGUGUUCCUUGGCAUGACGGAAUCCAUCUUGCUGAUCAAGCCCUACCUGUGUCUUCUCACGCCAUCAGAAAUGCAUGUCGUCAUGUCCUCAGGCUUCGCUACCGUGUCCGGUACGAUUCUGGCCGCGUAUAUCGGUUUUGGCGCGGACCCGGCGCACCUGGUGACAGCCAGCAUAAUGUCCGCUCCCGCUGCGGUCUGCUACUCCAAGCUGAUGAUGCCGGAGACUAAGCGAUCGCUGACCACCGUGGACAAUAUACAACCAAUGCGGAGCGAGGAUCAGUCAGCCCUUUCCGCGGCCACUCGAGGGGCUACCAACGGAAUAGCGCUCAUCCUCAACAUCAUAGCCAACUUGGUAGCCUUCGUCUCGUUCGUAGCCUUCGUGAAUGGAGUGCUGGGCUACGGAGGCGGACUGCUUGGGAACCCGAAUCUGAAUUUGGAGUGGAUCUUUGGGAAGAUCUUUAUACCAUUGAGCUGGGUUAUGGGGGUGCCAUGGGAGGAGUGUGAGCUGGUAGGCUCUCUGAUCGGACUGAAGACGGUCGUCAACGAGUUCGUGGCUUACCAGAGGAUGGGGGAGAUGCUGAAGGCUGGGCUACUCUCGCCUCGAGCAGAGAUGAUAGCCACAUACUCGCUCUGCGGUUUCACGAAUCCAGCCUCUGCUGGCAUCAUGAUCGGUGCCAUUUCUGCUAUGGCGCCAAACCAGAGGGAAACACUGUCUGGCAUGGCGGUGAGAGCUUUCUUCACUGGCUGCGGAAUCUGCUUCAUGACCGCGUGUAUAGCAGGAUUACUCAUGCCCGAAGGAUCAUUUGGAUGACUAAAGUGAUGUUAAUUAUUAUUUAAAUCUAUGAUAAUUAAUUUUAUGUAAAUAGACGAAUUAUUAAGUAUUUUAUGAAACUUAUACAACAUAUCAACAUGUUAUACUUAUUUUUGUAAAUAAUGUUUUUAUUAAAAACAAAUGUAAAUAUUCUAUUUUUAUGCAUAUC
Ostrinia furnacalis (Asian corn borer) is the source of this 2217-nucleotide messenger RNA. Its product is annotated as Concentrative nucleoside transporter 2. The record is from RefSeq and is a predicted model, not a curated record. Gene Ontology annotation, biological process: nucleoside transmembrane transport. Gene Ontology annotation, cellular component: plasma membrane. NCBI's taxonomy places the organism in Eukaryota, Metazoa, Arthropoda, Insecta, Lepidoptera, Crambidae. Gene Ontology annotation, molecular function: nucleoside:sodium symporter activity. The transcript has 16 exons. The coding region runs from base 276 to 2048 and encodes 590 amino acids.